AUGGCUGACAAGGAGGCCACCGUCUACGUGAUCGAUGUGGGAAAGUCCAUGGGGAGGCGCCGCCAUGGACGGCCGGUAUCUGACCUGGAAUGGGCAAUGCAAUAUGUCUGGGACAAGAUUACGACAACCGUUGCCACGGGGCGGAAAACGGCUACAAUUGGAGUGGUCGGGCUGAGGACAGAUGAAACAUCGAACGACUUGCAGGAUGAUGACAGCUAUUCGCACAUCUCUGUCUUUCAGGAAAUUGGACAGGUCCUCAUGCCUGAUCUGCGAAAACUGCGCGACCUGAUCAAGCCUAGCAACACUGAUGAAGGAGAUGCUAUCUCCUCCCUUGUCGUCGCGAUCCAGAUGAUCACCACUUAUACCAAAAAGCUGAAGUAUCGACGGAAAAUCAUUCUCGUGACGAACGGGGAAGGAUCCAUGAGUACCGAUGGUCUUGAUGAGAUCGUGAAAAAGCUCAAGUCCGAUAGCAUUGAAUUGGUGGUCUUGGGUGUUGACUUUGAUGAUCCUGAAUUUGGUGUCAAAGAGGAGGACAAGAAUCCAGCAAAAGCUGAGAAUGAAGCGGUCCUCAGAGGUCUCGUUGAUUCCUGCGACGGAGUCUACGGGACAUUACAACAGGCCAUAUUGGAGCUGGACACACCGCGUGUGAAGGUUGUUCGUGGAAUACCCUCCUUUAGAGGAGAGCUCCGACUGGGGAACCCUGAAGAGUAUUCGUCUGCCCUUCGUAUCCCAGUCGAAAGAUACUACCGAACUUAUGUUGCCAAGCCGCCGACAGCGAGCUCCUUUGUCCUACGAUCUGACGCUGCAGCUGGUCAAGAGGGUGCAGAGAAUGCACUGACAAGCGUCCGAAACGCACGGACAUAUCACGUCAGUGAUGAGUCCGCACCAGGAGGCAAGAGAGACGUGGAGCGAGAAGAUCUCGCCAAGGGCUACGAGUAUGGGAGAACCGCGGUGCACAUUAGUGAGUCCGAUGAGAAUAUCACCAAACUCCAGACGAACCCUGGUCUGGAAAUCAUCGGCUUCAUUCAGAGUGACCAUUACGACCGAUACAUGCACAUGUCUACCAGCAAUGUCAUAAUUGCACAGAAAGCAAACGAAAAGGCGAUCCUUGCUCUUUCAUCUUUCAUUCACGCCUUGUUCGAGUUGGACUGUUAUGCUGUGGCCAGACUUGUUACCAAGGACAACAAGCCCCCACUCAUCGUAUUACUGGCACCAUCUAUUGAAGCAGACUUUGAAUGUCUUCUAGAAGUCCAGCUCCCUUUUGCUGAAGAUGUUCGGUCGUACCGUUUCCCUCCCUUGGACAAGGUGGUCACUGUCUCUGGAAAGACAGUCAAAGAGCACCGACAUCUCCCAAGUGACGAAUUGCUGAAUGCGAUGAGCAAAUACGUCGACAGCAUGGAGCUCGUCGACAAGGAUGAAAACGGAGAACCAGUUGACAGCCUGGCUCCCAGACUGGAGGAUUCGUACUCUCCACUGCUGCACAGGAUCGAGCAAGCUAUCCGGUGGCGUGCCAUCCAUCCAAACGAGCCUCUUCCGCCCCCUUCUGAGAAGUUGACGCAGCUGUCACGACCGCCAGCAGAUCUGCAAGCGCGCGCGAAGAAAUACCUGGAUCGGGUCAUUGCCGCCGCCGAUGUGAAGAAAGUUCCACCAAAAGCAAAAGGUCGCAAGCGGAAUCGCGAAGCCGACAAACCCCUAUCGGGUCUUGACGUUGACGAGCUCCUUCGUCGCGAGAAGCGCGCCAAGAUCUCAGCCAACAACGCCAUCCCCGAGUUCAAACAGUCGCUGGUCAACGCCGAGACCAUCGACGCCGUCCGUGACGCAGUCAGCCAGAUGGAAAGCAUCAUCGAGAACCACAUCCGAAGCAGCUUUGGAGACGCCAACUACGACCGCGUGAUCGAGGAGCUGGGUGUCCUCCGCGAGGAGCUGAUCGCCUACGAAGAGCCGGAUCUCUACAACGACUUCCUGCGGAGGCUGAAGGACAAGAUCCUCAAUGAGGAGCUGGGCGGAGACAGACGAGAGCUGUGGUGGCUCGUCAGGAGGCAACGGGUCGGUCUGAUAGACAAGAAGGCGUCGGAACGGGUUGAAGUUACUGAACAGGAAGCCAGGGAGUCCAUUAUUGCUAUCUGUCUCCAUUCUCACAGAUAG
Messenger RNA from Rasamsonia emersonii CBS 393.64, 2145 nucleotides. Its product is annotated as DNA helicase. Gene Ontology annotation, biological process: cellular response to X-ray; double-strand break repair via nonhomologous end joining; telomere maintenance. The record is from RefSeq and is a predicted model, not a curated record. NCBI's taxonomy places the organism in Eukaryota, Fungi, Ascomycota, Eurotiomycetes, Eurotiales, Trichocomaceae. Bases 1 to 2145 code for a protein of 714 amino acids. Gene Ontology annotation, cellular component: Ku70:Ku80 complex; nucleus. Gene Ontology annotation, molecular function: telomeric repeat DNA binding; damaged DNA binding; double-stranded DNA binding. The transcript is spliced from 12 exons.